AUGAAACAAAUGACUCCCAUUGGACGUACGGUAGCCAUCAUCGGCGGUUGUGUUAUGAUUUUGGCUUGUGUUCUUUAUGUUCUCAGCAAUGGCUUACCACUAUGAGCUGCUGGCUUGUGGUUGGAAUGCAAUUGGAACACAAAGAAUAGCAGUUGUACAAGACUACCAUUGACAUGCUCACGAGAUUCUUCUUUUUCGUUGUGCUUGAAAAGAAUCUUUGCUCGAGUAUUCCUAACAGCGGCUUGUUUUGUAUCGCUUCUAUCUGCUCUAUGUCUUUUUAUAAGCAUUGUACUCAAAUCGAAACUACAUCGAAUUCUGACUAUAGUCGCUAAAAUUCUUCCUUUGAUCUCAUUCAUUUUUGGUUUUAUUGGAGUCGCUCUUGGUAUUGCUUACGUUGCUGGCGAUCUCACGGAUACCAUUCGUGAAGCAGCUAUCUUAGGCAUCACGGCUGUAUGUGCGAACAUAAUCGGUGUACUUCUAGCAUUAGCAAUUCGAUAG
Messenger RNA from Adineta ricciae, 498 nucleotides. The record is from the annotation of a GenBank genome assembly. Lineage: Eukaryota; Metazoa; Rotifera; Eurotatoria; Adinetida; Adinetidae.